AUGCGUAGUUUCAGAGCAGUAUCGAUGACACUAACAACAAUCCAGACAGCACAAAUGUUCGCUGGAGUUGCUAUUUCCGUAUACGUUUUGAAAAUCAAAACCGAUAACAUUUUACCUUGUCAGCAGUCGAUGAAGAAUUUAAUGCUUGGCGUUGUGCUGUAUGUCACAUUUGCGAUACUGUUCGUGCACUAUUUCGUAAAGCACUACUUGUCGCCGUCAGAAUCAAGAAGAAAACUGAAAAACCAGUAA
Molecule: messenger RNA, 249 nt
Organism: Gongylonema pulchrum
Lineage: Eukaryota; Metazoa; Nematoda; Chromadorea; Rhabditida; Gongylonematidae
Source: the annotation of a GenBank genome assembly